GCUGUUGGGCUGCCGGCCCCGACAGGUCCCAGCGAGCAGCGGGGUUUGGCAGAGCACGGAGCAGCGUCGCUGCCUCCCAUGCGCAGGUAGGAGGAGGGCAGCCGUGCCGUGCCGUGCCUGCAGCUGUGCUGUGCUUGCAGCUGUGCUGUGCCUGCGGCUGUGCCGUGCCUGCAGCUCUCCCAUGCAUUGCUGGCGGCAGAGGGGAGAGCAGCGGUGACGGCGAUGCAGAGCACCCCCAACUACCUCUGGAGCACGGACGACCUGCUGGGCCAGGGAGCCACGGCCUGCGUCUACAAAGCCCGCAGCAAGAAAUCAGGGGAGCUGGUUGCCGUCAAGGUCUUCAACAAAGCCAGCUACCUGCGCCCGCAGGAGGUGCAGAUGCGGGAGUUCGAGAUGCUGCGGAAGCUGAACCAUAAGAACAUUGUCAAGUUAUUCGCAGUGGAGGAGACGGGCAGCAGCAAGCAGAAGGUGCUGGUGAUGGAGUACUGCUCCAGUGGCAGCCUGCUGAGCAUCCUUGAGGACCCCGCCAACGCUUUUGGCUUGGCUGAGCCCGAGUUCCUCGUGGUGCUGCAGUGCGUGGUGGCCGGGAUGAACCACCUCCGUGAGAACGGCGUUGUGCACCGGGACAUCAAACCCGGCAACAUCAUGCGCCUGGUGGGGGAGGACGGGCAGAGCAUCUACAAACUGACUGACUUCGGUGCCGCCCGGGAGCUGGAGGACGAUGAGAAGUUUGUGUCUGUCUAUGGGACAGAGGAGUACCUGCACCCCGACAUGUAUGAGCGUGCUGUCCUGCGUAAGCCACAGCAGAAGGCCUACGGUGUCACUGUCGACCUAUGGAGCAUCGGUGUCACCUUCUACCAUGCUGCCACCGGCCGGCUGCCCUUCGUGCCCUUCGGGGGACCCCGCAGGAACAAGGAGACCAUGUACAAGAUCACCACUGAGAAGCCCCCCGGGGCCAUUGCAGGCGUGCAGAGGCAGGAGAACGGCAGCAUCGAGUGGAGCUACGAGCUGCCCCUCACUUGCCAGCUGUCGGUGGGGCUGAAGGAUCAGCUCGUCCCCAUUCUGGCCAACAUCCUGGAGGUGGACCAGGAGAAGUGCUGGGGCUUCGAUCAGUUCCUUGCUGAAACCAAUGACAUUUUGCACAGGAUCGUGGUCGACGUCUUCUCCCUGCAGCAGGCGUCCUCGCACCGCAUCUACAUCCACUCCUACAACACUACCAGCAAGUUUUUGGAUGCUGUCUUCAAACAAACAGACAUUGUCCCUCACCACCAAGAGUAUUUUUUUGAAGGCCACCCGUACGAGUUGGACCCCAACCUCCAAGCCCAUAACUUCUGCAGAACAGCCCGGCACAACCCUCUGACCCUGCUGAGCUGUGCUGAGCAGCCAGAGGACGUGGUGGGCGUGAGAUACAAAGACCCGGCGCUCGACUUCCCCAAGUUCGUCCCCAAGGUGGACGUGGUGGCCGACUGCAGCGCUGCCAAGAGCGCGGUGGGCGCCGUGCACCAGGCGCUGCGGAUCGCGCAGGAGCUGCGGCAGUGCCAGGAGCUGACAGUGCGGGGGCUGCACUGGGUGAUUGGCAACCUGAGGUCUGAGUGCUCGAGGGUUUUGGAGCAGAGGAGAGGGGUGCACGCAGUGCUCUCCGGGCUGCAGCUGAUGGAGGGGAAGACCCGCGGGCUGUAUGAGGCCAUUCCUGGGGGCAGUGCACUGCCAGCCCUGAAGGACGUGGCUGCAGUGAGGAUACGGCUGCAGAGGGUGGCAGAGGAGCUUUCCCAGUGCUCCCACAGCAUCUUUGACUUCCAAGGGGCGCUGGAUGGGAUGGUGUCUGAACUGGUGCAGCAUGGACAACAAGCACACGAAGACAAAAGCAUCCGGCAGAUUGAGUGCUGUCUGGAGAAGAUGCAGCUCAUCUACAAGCAGUUCCGCAAGGCCAGGACGUGUCCAGCGUUGGGCUACAAUGAGGAGCAGAUACACAAACUGGACAAGGUGAAUUUGGGGGACUUGGCCAGAAAGGUGCUGCUCAUCUUCCAGGACAAGUGUGCACAGCGGUACCAGGAGGCUCUGGUCCUACAUGGCAGCAGGAUGAGGAAAGUCUGUGAGAUAAAGAAGCAACUGAAGAGGCUCAGCAACCGCAUCAGCACCUGCAGCGUGGAGGCCAGCGAGUGCCAGGACUGCCUGCAGCUGGCUCUGGACAAGUUCCUGCAGACGGUUGUGCCAGAGAAGCAUAGCCUGGCCAUGGUCCCUGCAGUGCCUUCACCCGUUCCCCUGAGCCAAAUGCGCCGGGAGAUGGCUUUGCAGAUGCAGGAGCUGCUGGAGCAGAUGAAGUCGGUAUCGUACGACCUCCAGUUCAACAACAGCAUCAUCGAGAGGCUCAGCGGGGCUGCUCCUGCUCCUGGGGUCUGAGCAUGGCGUGUUUGCAGCUGCAAAAGAGAACAGGGGAUCACUGCCAGCAUCGCAGGUCCUGCACCAUGCACUGCUCCGACGUUCCGUUGGUGUUGGAGCAGCUCUCUGGAUCCUACCUCUGUGCCCCAGCACUUUUGCACAGUUCUGCAGCACUGGGUGGCUGCAAGCCUCGAUUACUUGAUGACAAACUGAUGCAGCACCAGGUUUUUCCCUUUUAAAAAGUGCUUGAAGGACUCGAUGGCUUUCUGGCUUCUCCGUAUCCCAAUGUCGGAUGAAGAAGAGUGGAGACAGGGAGAUUUUCUUCUGCCUUUUUGUGUUUUCAGGGAUUUCUGACCCUCCUCACUGAGCCCAGGGCAGGAGGGGCUGCACCCAAUGGAGGAGAUGACAACACCGGCCCCAGUGCUGUCGCUGCCCCUAUUGCCCUCCUCCUGCCCUCAGCCCCAACCCCAGCUCAGCCCCAUCCCGGCACUGCUGAUGGCUGUGGGCACAGGAAGCUGGGGGAGGUUUCUCUGUUUUGGUGCAUUUUUGUAAAUAUAACUGAGAUCUGUCAAAAAGAA
Gallus gallus (chicken) is the source of this 2957-nucleotide messenger RNA. It is a transcript of the gene IKBKE, whose product is annotated as inhibitor of nuclear factor kappa B kinase subunit epsilon. The transcript is spliced from 20 exons. Gene Ontology annotation, molecular function: ATP binding; protein serine/threonine kinase activity. Gene Ontology annotation, cellular component: cytoplasm. Lineage: Eukaryota; Metazoa; Chordata; Aves; Galliformes; Phasianidae. Gene Ontology annotation, biological process: peptidyl-serine phosphorylation. The record is from RefSeq and is a predicted model, not a curated record. Bases 223 to 2400 code for a protein of 725 amino acids.